AUGAGUGAAAGAAUUUUAACAAAAAUAAGUGUUUUAGGUCCGCUAUUCGGUUUUCUUAAUCGGGCCGUAAUUGUCAAAUGUGAAAAUAACGGAACCACUGGUCUCAGCCCGGUGGCCCAGGGUGCAUUGAUGGGAGUUGGAUUGUUUAUUGGACUAUUGGCAUUGAUUCUCUUCCUUGUGUGUUGCUGUUGCAAGCCGGAAAGUGCAUCCCGUGCAUCGCCUUCAUUGGGCAAAGACAAAACAACCCGGGCCGGUGGGCCGGAAUGUUCCAAUGAAACAAUCAUUGAGUGUGUCAUCCCAGUCGGUCCACCACCGCCACCGCCACCACCACCGCCACCAGUAGCCGGCGAGUCCGAGGUGUCGAACAAACGAGAUCUAGGCUGGUAUUCCAAUUCUGGACAACCUUUACCAGCCUAUGCCAAGCCAGCUACAAGUGGGCUUGGUUGA
Molecule: messenger RNA, 447 nt
Organism: Echinostoma caproni
Lineage: Eukaryota; Metazoa; Platyhelminthes; Trematoda; Plagiorchiida; Echinostomatidae
Source: the annotation of a GenBank genome assembly